AUGGCAUCGGUGGCGUCGGCCGUGGAGCGUCUCGUAGCCCUCAUCCCCGAACCGAUUACGACGCCAAAACCGGUGAUAGUACAACCGAAUUUCCCGAGACCGCCCCCGGUGUCGAGCUACGAGUUCAACCCGAUUGGGCCCACGAGGGGGCCGCUGCCCUCGAGGCGGCCAUUCUUUUCGACCACGUCUUCAAAACGCCAGAAGAGUGCCCCAGAGGUCCUCCAGGUCCUCCUGGAGAACGAGGAUCCGAUGGAUCGGCUGGAGAAGACGGAAAACCCGGCCCCGCCGGAAAUGACGCCGAAGACUUGCAGCCGCCCGGGCGAUCGAGGAGCUGAUGGAGAAGCCGGGCAAGAGGGCGCCGAAGGACCAGCAGGAGAUCGAGGAGAGGAGGGUGAACCGGGUGCCGACUCGGAAUAUUGCCCGUGCCCGCAUCGCGUCUACUCCCGCGUCGAGCUGCUCCGAUCGAUUGUG
This is a messenger RNA of Mesorhabditis spiculigera, 471 nucleotides long. Lineage: Eukaryota; Metazoa; Nematoda; Chromadorea; Rhabditida; Rhabditidae. The record is from the annotation of a GenBank genome assembly.